AUCGAAUUAUUUCGAUAUAUUACAAAGAUCUCGAAAUUGUAAUCGAUUGUAUUUAUAUAACGGAAAUGACUUCGCUGUUUCGAUUCGUAUGAUCAAAAAGUAAAAUGGGACAAAAUCAAUCUGGUACUGGUGGUACUGGAGGUGACAAAAAGGAUGAUAAGGAUAAAAAAAAGAAAUAUGAACCACCUAUUCCAACAAGAGUGGGUAAAAAGAAAAGACGUACAAAAGGACCAGAUGCUGCUUUAAAAUUACCACAAGUUACACCACAUACACGUUGCAGAUUAAAACUUUUAAAGUUAGAACGUAUAAAAGAUUAUUUAUUAAUGGAAGAGGAAUUUAUUAGAAAUCAAGAAAGAUUAAAACCACAAGAAGAGAAAAAUGAAGAAGAAAGAUCUAAAGUUGAUGAUUUACGUGGAACUCCAAUGUCUGUCGGGACAUUAGAAGAAAUAAUUGAUGAUAAUCAUGCAAUAGUAUCUACAUCUGUUGGUUCUGAACAUUAUGUAUCAAUUUUAUCAUUUGUGGAUAAGGAUCAGUUAGAACCUGGAUGUUCAGUUUUAUUAAAUCAUAAAGUUCAUGCUGUUGUUGGAGUUUUAGGAGAUGAUACAGAUCCUAUGGUUACAGUAAUGAAGUUGGAGAAAGCUCCACAAGAAACUUAUGCAGAUAUUGGUGGACUUGAUACACAAAUUCAAGAAAUUAAGGAAUCUGUAGAAUUACCUUUAACACAUCCAGAAUAUUAUGAAGAAAUGGGUAUUAAACCUCCAAAAGGAGUUAUACUUUACGGUCCUCCAGGAACUGGAAAAACAUUGUUGGCAAAAGCUGUUGCUAAUCAAACUUCAGCAACUUUUUUAAGAGUUGUUGGUUCUGAACUUAUACAAAAAUAUUUAGGAGAUGGUCCUAAACUUGUUAGAGAACUAUUUAGAGUUGCAGAAGAACAUGCUCCUUCAAUUGUAUUUAUAGAUGAAAUAGAUGCUGUAGGUACCAAACGAUAUGAUAGCAAUAGUGGAGGUGAACGUGAAAUUCAAAGAACUAUGUUAGAACUUCUCAAUCAACUUGAUGGUUUUGAUAGUCGAGGAGACGUUAAAGUGGUAAUGGCUACAAAUAGAAUUGAAACUUUAGAUCCAGCAUUAAUUAGACCAGGUCGAAUUGAUAGAAAAAUAGAAUUUCCAUUGCCCGAUGAAAAAACAAAACGAAGAAUAUUCAGCAUUCAUACUAGUAGAAUGACUUUAGCACCUGAUGUAAAUUUAGCAGAAUUAAUUAUGGCUAAAGAUGAUCUUUCAGGUGCAGAUAUAAAGGCUAUAUGUACUGAAGCUGGUUUAAUGGCAUUACGUGAACGCCGUAUGAAAGUUACUAGCGAUGAUUUUAAAAAAUCUAAAGAAAGUGUUUUGUAUCGGAAAAAGGAAGGAUCUCCUGAAGGAUUAUAUUUAUAAAAAUAUUAUAAUUAAUGUUUUUUAUUUAUGAUUUAAACUUGAUGCUUUACAUGCUAAUAAAAAAUACAAAUAACUUUA
Messenger RNA from Apis cerana (Asiatic honeybee), 1505 nucleotides. RefSeq names its product 26S proteasome regulatory subunit Rpt2 (gene Rpt2). Lineage: Eukaryota; Metazoa; Arthropoda; Insecta; Hymenoptera; Apidae. The record is from RefSeq and is a predicted model, not a curated record. Gene Ontology annotation, molecular function: ATP hydrolysis activity; ATP binding.